Xiphias gladius (swordfish) is the source of this 1673-nucleotide messenger RNA. RefSeq names its product phosphomevalonate kinase (gene pmvk). NCBI's taxonomy places the organism in Eukaryota, Metazoa, Chordata, Actinopteri, Istiophoriformes, Xiphiidae. The coding region runs from base 78 to 677 and encodes 199 amino acids. Gene Ontology annotation, cellular component: cytoplasm. Gene Ontology annotation, biological process: isopentenyl diphosphate biosynthetic process, mevalonate pathway; cholesterol biosynthetic process. Gene Ontology annotation, molecular function: phosphomevalonate kinase activity. The transcript has 5 exons. The record is from RefSeq and is a predicted model, not a curated record.
UCGGAACACGGAGCCGCUUAUAAAGUAGCAGCUUCUCAAGCAGCAGCAGGUUUUUGAAAGGUGAUUAUUGAUGACAGAUGGGGGACCGAGUAGAACCCGAACUGGUUUUGGUCUUCAGUGGGAAACGGAAGUCCGGAAAAGAUUAUGUGGCGGACAUGAUCCAGGACCGUUUAGGGUCUGAUGUUUGCUGCAUCCUGCGUCUGUCCGGACCUCUCAAACAACAGUACGCUCAGGAACACGGUUUGGAUCUGGACCAGCUGCUGGGUCCUGGUCUUUAUAAGGAGCAGUAUCGGGCCGACAUGAUUCGCUGGGGAGAAAUGCGACGAGGGCAGGACCCCGGAUUCUUCUGUCGCCAAGCAACUAGAGGAGCACAGCAACCUGUCUGGGUGGUGAGUGAUGCGCGGAGGCUGUCAGACCUUCAGUGGUUCUGGUUGGAGUUUCCUCGACAGACUCGAAGUGUCAGAGUGCAAAGUUCAGAAGAAACCAGGAAACACAGGGGGUGGAGCUUCACUGCAGGUGUGGAUGAUGUGGAGUCAGAGUGCGGGUUGGACAGUGGGGUUGAAUUUGAUUGGAUAAUCACAAACGAGGCCAACGCCCCCUCGUUAGAUGAACAACUGAAGCCGAUCUUGAAGCUGGCAGAGGACGCAGCUUCAUCAUCAUUGAUUAGUCACAGCUGAUCAUCACUGAUCUAUAAUAUAUAUCUAUAAUUGAUGAAUGUUGAUCUUCAGUGUCAGCAGCAGGUCUGUGAAGCUGAUCACGGUUUCCUCUUCGACGAUAAAUAAAGUUUUUUUUUUUUUUUUGUCAACUUCAGAUGUUAAAAAUAUAUUAGAACAGUACAUUUGAUCAAUAAAUCAACACUCAUUGAUCAGAAGUGAAGACGAGUCUGAAGCUCCAUCACUCAUAGGCUGGCUCACCUGGACUGUUACACUGUUAAAACUCACCUGAGCAGGUGUUUGUGUCCUGCUGACCUUUGACCUCAUUCAUUUUUAAAAUAACCCUUAUUUAAAAUAAAAAAAACCAAACAUUAAUACAACAGUCAGCUAACCUAGAAUCUGUGUACCUGCUCUUCACUAAGGUUACAGACAACCUUCUCCUGUCAGCUGGUUUAUUGAUGUCCUGUAAACCAGAACGCUUGUUUCCGUGAUCAGGGUAGGGGACUAAAGAAACCUGGUUUCUGGAGGAUUUCUGAGAACUGGUUACGGUGAUUACAGUUGCUAGGCUCAAUGAAGCCAGAUAAAGAAAAGAUACCCUGGGUAUGUUGAACUUGCUUCAUAGUACAGGCCUCUGGUAACUGCAGUGCAGGUAAACAGUUUCUCAGAUCUGACCCUUCCAUUCAGAUCUAACACCUGCAGGUGUUCAAAUCAACGAAGCAGUAAUGUCAGAGCGGGUUCAAUCAUCGAGUUUAGUUUCCUCAUCAGUCUGAACCUUCAGAUUUCCUUUGUUUGAAGUUAAACUUCAUGAGAAGCUGAUGGAGCUGCUGCCUUUGUGCCUUUGAGCAGCAGACCGUCUGCUGGUUCAUCAGGACUGAAGUGUGUCUCAGUUCCAGUCUACAUAUUAAUUAUAGAGUACUACAGACUGUUAGUGUUUUACAGAGGAAAUAACUGCUCUUUAAUGUUGUGUACUAACAGAAAAUGUCAAUUAUACUGUGACUUUACUGUCAAAUAAAAGACAAC